UUUAAUUCUUGCUAUAUAACGGGUAUUGCGAACUAAGAAUGUUCAGAGAGAUGGAGAUUUGCUGAUAAGUGUUUGUUUUUGUGUAAUCAUGAGUAUAUUAAAGGUUUUACCGUUGAUGUACUUGAUGGUGAAAGCAUCCGCACUAGGGUUACCAGGAUUUGACCGAUGGCACGUAAAAGGAAAUAAUGAGAAUUGUGUGUGUCCUACGGAAUCCCCCACGAUCAUCAACAGUUUGGAUUCAAACCAUUCAGGUGUCGAGAGACUAGUUGUUUUCGUAUAUAAGAAACCAGACACAGGCGAAAUUAUCAGCUUCAUUCCCCAAAAGGAACAUCAGAGAAAAAUUCCUGAUUUCCCCGACACAUAUGGUCACAUUCAUAAUAUUGAACAGAAUCCGUCUAUUAGAGAUAUAUUUGAAAUCAGUCCUAGUAAAGAUGUACGGGAACAUAAAACACAUAUUGAACCUGUACCACAGCAUGACAGUAAUGAAGGCAAAGAAAACAUUCCUGAUGAUAAAAUACCUAAAGACUUGAACUUUAAUGAACAAGAUACUAACACUGACAUUAAAAUCCCGACAUGGCAUAUGUCACUUGAUCAAAACGAAGAAAAACCUGAACAUAUUAAGUCAUAUCCACUGCAGAUAUCAGGAGAAAAUGACGACAAAAACACGGACAUUAUGAUCAAUGACAUUGACAUGAAAAUCCCGAAAUGGCAAAUGAAAAUAAGUAAGAAUAAAGUUAUACCUGAAAACGACUUCAAAAUAACAAAACAUAUUAUUGAUGAUAUUGGCAUAAAAAACCCUGAGUUGCCAAUGCAACUUGAUGAAAUCAAAGUUAAUCCUGAACAUUUUAUUUCACAUCCAAAUGACCACAAAAAUACAGAUAUUAUGAUUGAUAACGUUAAAAUCCCAGAAUUUCCAAUGCAAUUUGAUGAAAUCAAAUUUAAACCUGGACAUUUUAUUUCACGUCCUAAUGACCACAAAAAUACAGAAAUUAUGAUUGAUAACAGUGGAAUGAAAAUCCCGGAGUGGCCAAUACAACUUGAUGGAAUCAGAGUUCAACCUGAACAUUUUAUUUCACACCCAAAUGACCCCAAAAAUAUAGAAAUGGUGAUUGAUAACAUGAAAAUCCCAGAAUUUCCAAUGCAAUUUGAUGAAAUCAAAGUUAAACCUGGACAUUUUAUUUCACGCCCUAAUGACCACAAAACUACAGAAAUUAUGAUUGAUAACAGUGGAAUGAAAAUCCCGGAGACGCCAAUGCAACUUGAUGAAAUCAGAGUUCAACCUGAACAUUUUAUUUCACACCCAAAUGACCACAAAAAUAUAGAAAUGGUGAUUGAUAACAUGAAAAUCCCAGAAUUUCCAAUGCAAUUUGAUGAAAUCAAAGUUAAACCUGGACAUUUUAUUUCACGCCCUAAUGACCACAAAACUACAGAAAUUAUGAUUGAUAACAGUGGAAUGAAAAUCCCGGAGAGGCCAAUGCAACUUGAUGGAAUCAGAGUUCAACCUGAACAUUUUAUUUCACAUCCAAAUGACCAUAAGAAUAUAGAAUUGGUGAUUGAUAACAUGAAGAUCCCAGAGUUUCCAAUGCAAUUUGAUGGAAUCAAAGUUAAACCUGGACAUUUUAUUUCACGUCCUAAUGACCACAAAAAUACAGGAAUUAUAAUAAAUGCAUACAUCAGGAGAAGAUGA
This is a messenger RNA of Cydia amplana, 1687 nucleotides long. RefSeq lists its product as uncharacterized. The transcript has 4 exons. Lineage: Eukaryota; Metazoa; Arthropoda; Insecta; Lepidoptera; Tortricidae. The record is from RefSeq and is a predicted model, not a curated record. Bases 89 to 1687 code for a protein of 532 amino acids.